Molecule: messenger RNA, 614 nt
Organism: Lotus japonicus
Lineage: Eukaryota; Viridiplantae; Streptophyta; Magnoliopsida; Fabales; Fabaceae
Exons: 2
Coding region: 110-454 (114 amino acids)
Source: RefSeq, a predicted model, not a curated record
AAACCAACUCAUUGCAUCGAUGUAGGACUUCAAAGUUUAAACCAUUUCCUGAGUUUGGUGUGACACUUUAUAAACUGUGGAAUUUCUUUGUGACGGAACAAACACAAUCAUGGCAACAACACUUAGCACUAGCUUGGCCAUGGCAAUUUUGUUGGUUGUUGCAUCAUUGAUGUGUAACACAACCCAGGUUUCAGCUCAAUGUGGAGCAAACGUUGGAGACCUCAUAUCCCAGUGUGAAAAGUUUGUGCAGAAGGCCGGACCUACGAUUCCGCCAUCGCCGGGGUGCUGUGCAGUGCUGAAAAACGUGAAUGUUCCAUGCGCUUGCAGACUUAUCACAAAAGAUGUUGAGAAGUUAGUGAGUGUUCCAAAGGCAAUAUUUGUUGCUCGCUCUUGUGGAUUGAAUGUUCCAGCUGGAAUGCAAUGUGGAUCUGUUAAAGUGCCGCCCAAGCCAUGAAGUGAUGAGCACCUUCUACUGCUUCUCCUCAGGUUGAAUUGAGAAUACAGCCCUCUCCAUUUCCUGCAAAAAUAAAUAAGGAUCACUUCAUGUCACAUUGUUGAUUGUUGUAUGUUCACUGAAGAACAAUGUUGAAAAUAAUAUGGGCUUGUUAUUUUAA